CCUGGAACGGAUUUUACCGCAUUAGAAAUCAAAACGUGAUCAGAACGGGAUCAGAACGGCAGUUUACCGCACUGGGAUUCCUUUUUCUUGAAACCGUUCUGAGAACGGUUUGCUAUAGCGCAUGCGUAUUAGAUCUUGUGGGCGGUUUACCAAUGACGUCGCCACUCUGUGGUUGUUUUGACCCGGAAGUCGUCCGAUGACUUCCUUGUGGGGUGUAAAGAUGGCGUCGGAGAAAGCAUUUUUUGAUCUUGUGAGCAUGGUAGAGAAAGAAGAAGAGCGAAGAAGGAGAAGAAUGAGUCGCAUUGCCAAAUCGCUUGUCCUCAUUUCGCGCCGGAGGGCUGCUUUGAGUAAGAUUGCAGUUAUGGCUGCCAGCGGCAAUCUAGAUAUAUCCAGUUGUCUGGCAUGGAUGGCGACCUGGCCUCGCAUCCCACGUUGGUGGCAACAACCCCGGGAGCGGACCAACUGGUGGAGUGACGAAGUCCUCCAGCGAUGGGAUAACGACAUGUGGGUUUCUAACUUCCGCAUGUCUAAAGAAACCCUUUUUGAUCUGGCUAACAUCUUAAGACCAGAGCUGGAGCGUGGGGAGUCUAGAUUCCGGAGUCCUAUCCCGGUGGAGAAGAGAGUGGCCCUAACUAUUUGGUGGCUCUCAAGCCCUCUGAUGUAUAGGAAGGCGGCUUCCCGUUUUGAGGUUGGAAUAUCCACAGCUGCAGAAAUUGCCAUCGAGGUGUGCCUUGCUAUGGAGAAGCUGCUGCUGAGGAAAACUAUCCAGCUUGGAAACUACCACACGAUUAUGGAUGGAUUUCAGAGAUUUGGAUUCCCACACUGCAUAGGAGCUAUUGAUGGCACUCAUAUCUCUGUUUGCCCACCGCUGGGACGCAGAGAGGAAUACAUCAACCGCAAGCAGGGAUUUUCAAUUGUUCUGCAAGCAACUACAGACCACAGUGGAAGGCUAAUCGACAUAGAAGUAGGGAAGUGUGGGAGGUCGCACGAUAGCCACAUCUUUAAAAAUUCCGCUAUCUGUGAAGUGAUGGAUGAAGGCUGUUUUGUGCCCGGAAAUCCCACCCUGCAUGUCCACGAUGUAGCCAUUCCACCACUGAUUAUAGGGGAUGGUGCCUACCCAAUCAGGAAAUGGCUAAUGACACCAUAUCGUGGAGAAUUAACACCUGACAAACUUGCUUAUAACACUGCCCAUUGUAAGGCAAGGUGCGUGGUGGAGAGAUGUUUUGCGCGAUUAAAAUCUAGGUGGGGUUGUCUUUCUGGUAGACUAACUGUGAAAGAGGAAAAUUUUAUCUCUGUGGUUACAGCAUGUGCCAUCCUGCACAAUAUUUGUGAGACAAGGGGAGAAGUCCUUGAUCCCGAUGUUGAACCACCUGCGAAAAUUGUCCUCCCUGCUUUCGCAAAUAACACCAGAGGACACUCUACCGAUCACAAAAAAGAGGGUCAAGCUGUAAGAUCUGCAGUAACUAGCAUUAUUUUGGGUCGGUAA
Molecule: messenger RNA, 1486 nt
Organism: Sceloporus undulatus (fence lizard)
Lineage: Eukaryota; Metazoa; Chordata; Lepidosauria; Squamata; Phrynosomatidae
Product: putative nuclease HARBI1
Exons: 2
Coding region: 197-1486 (429 amino acids)
Source: RefSeq, a predicted model, not a curated record